AUGAGUUCCGUCGGCAGACAAAUACACGGUCGAGCGUUGUUAGAUAAUGGAUCUCAAAGAAAUUUCAUUACGAGUAAUUUAGUACAUAAACUUGGACUCAAACGUCAGAAAGUAAAUAUACCAAUAUGUGGAAUAAGAGAAUCGAAAAAUAAUAUUAAGUACAAACUCUCUGCUAUUGUUCAAUCAUUAGAUAGUUCGCAUAAAAAGACUAUCGAAUUUCUAGUCUUAUCAAAAAUAACCGACCCAUCGUUCAAUCAUCCGGGUAAUAUCGAUGUUCUUAUCGGCGGAAAAACGUAUUGGGACAUAAUAUGUGCCGAGAAGCUCAAGAUCAAAGAAGGCCCAUAUCUGCAAAGAACAUUGUUCGGGUGGGUAGUGAAACAUCAGUAUGAAUUAUUAGAUGAUAAAAUCGAAUUAUUUUGGAAAAUGGAAGAGUUACCUUCGAAGCAUAUUUUCACCGACGAACAAAAAUUGUACUUAACACAUUUUUCCGAAAACGUCUACCAAAAUGAGGAUGGCAAAUCCAUAGUAAAAUUACCAUUCAAAUAUGAUAAUUUAAAACAUAUGGGAUGUAUAGGCAAUGCAAGCGGUGAUAAUCAGUUAGUUAAUCGAAAACAAUAA
This is a messenger RNA of Sipha flava (yellow sugarcane aphid), 618 nucleotides long. RefSeq lists its product as uncharacterized. The transcript is spliced from 4 exons. The record is from RefSeq and is a predicted model, not a curated record. Bases 1 to 618 code for a protein of 205 amino acids. Lineage: Eukaryota; Metazoa; Arthropoda; Insecta; Hemiptera; Aphididae.